This is a messenger RNA of Cicer arietinum (chickpea), 734 nucleotides long. Its product is annotated as lachrymatory-factor synthase-like. Lineage: Eukaryota; Viridiplantae; Streptophyta; Magnoliopsida; Fabales; Fabaceae. The record is from RefSeq and is a predicted model, not a curated record.
GUGUGGAAGUUCCCACGUGGUCUCAAAUCAAAUGUACGAGUAACCAGGUCCACAAUCGGUGAUCGAGAAUAAUGGCAGAGGAAUCUAAUCCAAAAUGGGAAGGUAAAGUAACUGUUGAUGUAAGAAACACCGACGAAAAACAAGUAUGGUCAGUUUUAGAAGAUUUCUGCAACCUACACAAAUGGAUCCCCAUAGACACGUGUUACCAAGUCGAAGGAAUUCAAGGACAACCUGGUCUUAUCCGCUACUGCGCUUCCACCGUUAAAGACGAUGUUCCUGAUUCCAAGUCAACAAUCAAGUUUGCAAAAGAGAAGUUAUUAACAAUUGAUCCAAUCAAACGUUGUUUGUCCUAUGAAAUUGUUGACAACAACAUGGGAUUUAAGUCUUAUGUUGCAACAAUCAAAGUACUUCCAAUUAAUGAUGAUGUUAAAGGUUCAGGGUGUAAGAUUGAGUGGGGGUUUGUUUGUGAUCCAGUGGAAGGGUGGAGAUUUCAAGAUCUGAAUUCUUAUGUUGAAUUUUCUCUCCAAUUUAUGGCUAAUAAGAUUGAGGUUGAUUUGCAUGUUCUGUAACUUGUUUAGGAGAGUCUGAAAAUUAGAGAUUUAGUUAAGUUGAAAUAAAUCGGGCUGUGUUUGAGUCUUUACUCUUCAGCAACGAAAUCAUAUAUGUAAUAAUCGCUUUUUGUGAUGUAGUAAUGUCUACAAAACUUCAGUUGUCUUACGCAUUUUUUCUUCUUC